This is a messenger RNA of Protobothrops mucrosquamatus (brown spotted pit viper), 1088 nucleotides long. It is a transcript of the gene TBXA2R, whose product is annotated as thromboxane A2 receptor. Gene Ontology annotation, cellular component: plasma membrane. The record is from RefSeq and is a predicted model, not a curated record. The coding region runs from base 1 to 1068 and encodes 355 amino acids. Gene Ontology annotation, molecular function: thromboxane A2 receptor activity. Gene Ontology annotation, biological process: positive regulation of vasoconstriction; positive regulation of cytosolic calcium ion concentration; positive regulation of blood pressure. NCBI's taxonomy places the organism in Eukaryota, Metazoa, Chordata, Lepidosauria, Squamata, Viperidae. The transcript is spliced from 2 exons.
AUGGAGUCGGGAAACUCCAGCGCUGCUAGACACCUUGGAUCCUGCUUCAGGGGAGUGAAUGUCAGCGAGGAAUACAAGGAACAGCUGGCUUCUCCUUGGUUCGCCACAACUUUUGGCCUGAUUGGUCUCUUCUCCAACCUCUUUGCCUUGUGCGCUCUGGUCAAUUCCUCCAGGAAGAUGCAGAGCUCGUCCGGUUCCUUCUUUUUGGUCUUUCUCUGUGGCUUGGUGGUGACGGAUUUCCUGGGUCUUCUGCUCACGUUCGUCAUCGUGAUUCCCUACCACUUCCUCCGCUUUGACUGGAUGGAUGUAGAUCCUGGAUGCCACCUCUGCAACUUCCUGGGCUUCAUCAUGGUCUUUUUCGGGCAGUGCCCACUCCUGUUAGGUGCCACCAUGGCCGGAGAGCGUUUUAUAGGUAUCAACCGACCCUUUUCCCGGUCUGCUGGUAUUUCCAAACGCAGGGCCUGGACCUUGGUGGGUGUGGUGUGGGCUUUGGGUUCCUUUUUCGGCCUCUUACCCUUUUUGGGCCUGGGGGACUAUAGCCUGCAGUACCCCAACUCCUGGUGUUUUCUCACUUUGGUCCAUGAUGCCCGGAAUGUUGUUUUCUGCUUCCUGUUUGCCCUGCUGGGCCUCCUCUGUGUGGGUCUUUCCUUCCUCUUCAAUACAAUCAGCGUUGUGACCCUUUGCCGAGUCUACCACGACUCUGAGUCCGUGCAACGCCGGAGGGACAGCGAAGUGGAGAUGAUGGUCCAGCUUUUGAUGAUCAUGGUUAUCGCAAGUGUCUGUUGGCUUCCCUUGUUGAUACUCAUUCUCCAGAAAGCUCUUCAAGAGCCGCCUCCCGGCCUGCUGCCCAAUCAGAUCCCCCAGGAAACUGAGAAGUUGCUGCUCAUCUACGUCCGGGUGGCCACUUGGAACCAGAUUCUCGAUCCCUGGGUCUACAUCCUCUUCCGCCGAGCAGUGCUGAGACGCAUCUACCCCAGCUUCAAGCCCAGGCCUUCUAUUGUCUCCCUUUACCCGGUGCUCAACCCAUCCCUACGGAGGAAAUUUACUCAGGAAUCAGUGUUGCAGUAGCAAGAUAUUGUGCUGAGGUC